GUGACCCACAAGUGCCGCGUGACACGUGAGCGACGUCCGUAGUGCCAACGGUGUGUGACGAAGUGCCGGGGGUAGCGACGACCACCGGUUUCCCACUGGCAGGACGCGACCCGUGCCCGUACCCCGCCCGGCACUCCCGUGCAGUGAAAGUGGAUGGCAGCCCAGUCAGCUGUUGAUACGUGACGUCACACCGUCGAGGCGGCGUGGACGCGACGCUGGCGUGGAUGGUUGGAACGGCGCUGGGGGCGACGGAGAGUCUGCUGUCCAGCACACCAUCUUCAAUCACUUACGCUUAUAGCUCAGAAGACUGCCACGGGUCUGUUGACAUCCGCGGACACCAGAAACAUGCCGUUUCUCCUCGCCGUUUAUCGCAAGCAACCGACAACGGCACACAACGCUAAGUGCAGCCGUGUCCCCUACCAUCUUCUCAAGGACGUUGGAGCCUCGGCGGACGUCUGAACCGUGCGGAACGCACCGUCGAAGGGCGCGCCAUCCGAGAUGUCGCGCUAUCGACUGCUGCAGCCCUCCGGCGAGCCGGCCAGCUCCGACAGCGAGGAUGAGCUGUGGCAGCCGGAGUCGUCCCUGCUGAAAAGGCCGCAGGAUGACGACGGCCCUGAAACGAAACACAAGUAUCCAAAGCCGGUAUUCUUUAUCAUCGGAAAUGAGUUCUGCGAGAGGUUCUCCUUCUAUGGCAUGAAAGCCAUCCUUACCAUCUACCUUCGCAAUGAACUCAACUACUCGGACGACUCGGCCACCGUGGUGUACCACACCUUCAACAUGUUCUGCUACUUCACGCCGAUCCUGGGCGCCAUCCUGGCUGACACGCUGCUCGGCAAGUUCAAGACGAUAUUCUACAUCUCCAUCAUCUACUGCCUGGGCAACAUCCUCCUCUCGAUGGCCGCCACACCACCGCUCUACUUCCCACAGACUGAGAUCAGCAUACUGGGUUUAGCGCUGAUUGCUCUCGGCACCGGAGGCAUCAAGCCGUGCGUGUCCGCGUUCGGCGGCGACCAGUUCAUCCUGCCGCAGCAGGAGCUCCAGCUGCAGCAGUUCUUCUCCAUCUUCUACUUCGCCAUCAACGCCGGCAGCCUGAUCUCGACCGUGCUUACGCCGAUCCUGCGGAACGACGUGCACUGCUUCGGCAGCGACAGCUGCUACCCGUUGGCGUUUGGCGUGCCGGCCGUCCUCAUGGUCGUCGCUCUAGUGCUGUUCCUGAUGGGCAAGCCCUGGUACAAGUGCACCCCUCCUCAGGGCAACGUCAUCGUCGAAGUGGGCCGAGUUAUCACGCAUGCCACCAGCCGCAAGAUCACGUCAUCCGAGAGCAGGAAACACUGGCUGGACCACGCCGACGACAGGUACAGCAAGAAGCUGAUCGCCGAUGUGAAGGCUGUGCUGAACGUCUUGUUCAUCUACAUCCCCAUCCCACUCUUCUGGGCCCUCUUCGACCAACAGGGGUCGCGCUGGACACUACAGGCCACUCAGAUGGACGGCGAGGUGGGCGGCUGGCUGGUGCUGCCCGACCAGCUCCAGGUGGUCAACCCGCUGCUCAUCUUGGCGCUCAUCCCCUGCUUCCAGACCAUCAUCUACCCAUUCAUGACCAAGUUGAACCUGCUUAAGCGGCCGCUGCAGAGGAUGGGCGUGGGAGGCAUGUUGGCGGUCAUCUCGUUCGUCAUCGCAGCCAUCGUCGAGAUGCAGCUGGAGAAAACGCACCCGGUGCUGCCCGGUGCAGGCCACUCACACCUGCGUGUCUUCAACACGCUGCCGUGUGACGUCACCGUGACGCCUACUUGGGGCGACGAGCCGCUGGUGCUGCCAUCCAUGGGCCUGCAUCGGUACGAGGUGUCGGCCGAGCAGCCCUGGCUCAGGGUCAACUACUCGGUGUCAGCGUGCCCCGAGGCGAAUCUGGGCGUGACACAAGGCAGCCAGCUGAUGCAGAUCGAAAACAUGAAGUCGUCCUCCGCUCUACUGGUCAACGCCAACGGAGCCAUCAAGCUGAUUCAGGCGGAUCCUAAUGAUGACCUCCACAAGGAUCUCAACAAGGGAUAUCCAAAACUGAGGAUACUGUACAGCCUGCCGGGCGUGCCGAGCAACAGCACCAUCCGUCUGUCUUCGGGACCAGAAAACAUGCCGGAAUACUCGACGACCUUCUCCGAGUUUGGAGGCACCGGCUACCAGUCCAUCUAUCCCGCCAAGUACAGCGUGUACCUGCCGCGGCACACCGGUAACGCCAGCGAUGACCCCGUGGUCACGGAUCUGCACCCGCGCCUCGGCGGCUCCUACACCCUGCUCGUGAUCCGGGACACUCAAGGGCACGAGUCACACAAGAUGUUCACGCUGACGGAGCCGAACUCGAUGCACAUGUUCUGGCUGAUCCCGCAGUACUUCAUCAUCACCGUUGGCGAGGUCAUGUUCUCCAUCACGGGAUUGGAGUUCUCGUUUACGCAGGCGCCUACCAACAUGAAGUCGGUGCUACAGGCCGCAUGGCUGUUGACAGUGUCUUUCGGCAACCUGCUGGAUGUCGUUAUCGUCGAGCUGAAGGUGUCCGACAAGCAGUCGCACGAGUUCCUGCUGUUUGCUGCACUCAUGUUCCUGGACAUGUUGCUGUUCUGCUUCAUGGCAUACCGCUACAAGUACGUGGAGGAUGAGGAGCAGGAGCGGCUGGAAGACGAGAAGCCGGAGCCGCUCGGACUCUCUAACACCGCUUACGAGGACGAGUCCACUACGCUAUAGAUGGCGCUGCUGGAACCACCAUGUAUAGGUAGCGCUGCUGCCGCUGCUAUAGAUGACGCUGGCGAGGCUGGCCCCGUCGGUUCCGUGCCAUGUCGAAGUUGCGCUGGCCCGCCGAGGGUGGAGCCACUGGUAGGUAGCGGUCCAGCUUGGACAUGUGCUUCAGCAGAGACUGCUCAGGCGCUCGCCACGGGCAAGUCACGUGAUUCUGCCGCCGCUGGAUCAGAACAGCUGUGCCACAGUCGGCAGCUGGUAUCGUACAUUGAGGGCUGGACUUGACGGAGCUCAAGAUGUACAGAUGGGUUAUGUCGAAAAUGAACGGACGCUGUGAUAUGCGUAUUUUCAACCGAAAAUGUCAGUUGGCCUGAUCAUGACCUUUCAAAUGAGAGCCUUCCGAUUACUUGCACGCGGAUGAUGUAGACUGCAUUGUGCCAGUGCCUGACAUCGAUGUCCACUCCCUAAAUUUCGAACUGCAAAGCCCAACACUUAAUCGGCCACAGCCUUUUAUUGCAGAGACGAUGCCAUGCAUAAUUGCUGCAGUUCAGAUGUGGGAAUGCAAAUGCGGGUGUUAUUUGUGUGGCAUGAAUGCUCAUUAGUUGUUGACCAAUCAGGUAGUGUGAUUGUAUUAUACAUACAAUGUACAUGGUGUGUGCCGUCUGAUAGCGUUUUGUUUGUGACUUCAGCCAGCUGUCUUACAAGGGUAGUGAGUGCUAUAAACAAUGAUAUAUACU
Messenger RNA from Pollicipes pollicipes, 3458 nucleotides. Its product is annotated as solute carrier family 15 member 2. The record is from RefSeq and is a predicted model, not a curated record. The coding region runs from base 499 to 2730 and encodes 743 amino acids. The transcript has 18 exons. Gene Ontology annotation, biological process: transmembrane transport; oligopeptide transport. Gene Ontology annotation, cellular component: membrane. Gene Ontology annotation, molecular function: transmembrane transporter activity. Lineage: Eukaryota; Metazoa; Arthropoda; Thecostraca; Pollicipedomorpha; Pollicipedidae.